GCCCUCGGUGUGCCGUCCCGGAGGCCAUGGGGCGUCAGUGGGGGCCCGCCAUGAGGGCAGCUGAGCAGGCGGGCUGCGUGGUGAGCGCCUCCCGGGCAGGGCAGCCCGAGGCAGGCUCGUGGAGCUGCAGCGGGGUGAUCCUGAACCGUCGCCCGGGCCUGGUGCUGUGCCAUGGGGGCAUCUUCACCCCCUUCCUGCGGGCCGGCAGCGGGGCGCUGACCGCUGCGAGCGCCGCCUUCCUGCCCGGCGACAGUUGCGGCGACGACCUGCGCCUGCACGUGCAGUGGGGCCCAACCGCCGCAAGUCCGGCAGGCCGCGCGGAGCGGGGUCGCCCGGGGUUGUGCACGCCCCAUUGCGCCGGCCUGGAAACCCGCCCGCCCGCCCGGCCCCGCGGGCGGCCACUGCAGCCCCUGCGCCCCGCCGAACUUCUGCUGCUGUUGAGCUGCCCAGCCUUCCGGAGCCACUUCGCGCACCUCUUCGGCGGCGAGGAGGCCGAGCAGUGGCGCUUCGCAAACGCUGCACCGGAUGAUGAGAUGUCGGAGGAGGAGGAGGAGGACCAGCUGAGAGCGUUGGGGUGGUUCGCGCUGCUUCGGGUGCUGCCGGAGACGGAGAAGGAGGCGGAGGAGCGAGGGCCGGUAUUGGCCGUGGCGCCUCUCGGGGACGUGCCCAAGGGCGCACCGCUCCUGGCUUGCGGCUCCCCGUUCGGGGCCUUCUGCCCGGACAUCUUUCUCAAUACGCUCAGCAGCGGCGUGCUCAGCAACUCGGCCGGCCCGCUGCUGCUCACCGAUGCCCGCUGCCUGCCAGGCACGGAGGGUGGAGGCGUGUUCGCGUCACGGCCCGCGGGGGCGUUGGUGGCGCUGGUGGCUGCACCCCUCUGCUGGAAGGCCCGCGAGUGGGUGGGCCUCACGCUGCUCUGCGCCGCCGCCCCACUGCUCAGCGUCGCCCGAGCCGCCCUCUACCGCCUUCACCCUGACACUGCCGCCCUGGCUGCCCUCCUACCGCCUGAGAUGGGUGCCCCGUGGGGCCUGCCCCUCAGCUACCGAGACCCCGGGCCCCCUUGGGCAGCUGCGGCCGUGCUGGUGGAGUGUGGUUCUGUCUGGGGCUCCGGAGUGGCCGUGGCGCCCCGUCUCGUGGUGACCUGCCGGCAUGUGGCCCCUCGGGAAACGGCCAGGGUCCUGGUGCGCUCCACCACCCCCAAGAGUGCCAUAAUCUGGGGACGCGUGGUGUUUGCCACCCAGGAGACAUCUCCCUAUGACAUAGCAGUUGUGAGCAUGGAGGAGGACCUAGAUGGUGUCCCUGUCCCUGUGCCUGCUGAGCAUUUCCAUGAAGGCGAGGCUGUCCGUGUAGUGGGCUUCGGUGUCUUCGGCCAGGCUUGCGGGCCCUCAGUGACCUCAGGCAUCCUGUCGGCCGUGGUGCAGGUGGAUGACACACCGGUGAUGCUGCAGACCACGUGUGCCGUGCACGGUGGCUCCAGCGGGGGACCUCUCUUCUCUGCCUGCUCCGGGGACCUCCUGGGCAUCGUCGCCAGCAACACCCGGGAUAAUAACACAGGGGCCACAUACCCCCACCUGAACUUCAGCAUCCCCUUCACGGUGCUCCAGCCGGCCCUGCAGCAGUACAGCCAGACAGGCGACUUGGGUGGCUUCCGCCAGCUAGACCGCGCCUCCGAGCCAGUGAGGGUGGUGUGGCGGCUGCAGCGGUCCCCAGCAGAGGCCCUGCGGAGCAAGCUCUGAAGCUGUGUCACCCCUCUGCGGGGGAGAACAGCCCUUUGAUGCCAUGGGGAGGGCUGAUGCUGGCGGCCUCAUGAUCCAGACGGGACCCACCAGAGCCCAGUUGCCUCCCCUUGACUACCCACCUUGCUCAGCUCUGGAGUCUGGACCAAACUUCUCUUUAGCCGCUGGGCACCUCUCACUGGGCAGGCCGUUUGGAGGUGCUUUCUCUCUCUGCCCCCUGACAGUAGACUCAGCUCUGCCCCUUCCCUUCUGGCGAGCUCAGGACAGCCGUACAACAGCCCUGGUCCUGACAGAGAUGCUGGCUGUAAGACAGGCCCAGUCCUGGUCUCGAGUCUGUCCCCUGUCACCUGACGAUCGCUGGCCACCUGGAACAGCAUCUUCCCUGGGGCCUUGGCUCCUCUCUGCCCUUGGUCAGAAUGGGGCUGACAGAGCACGGGGGCUUCCUCGGAAAACCUCAGCAGAGGGGCUGUGCUCCGAAGACCAGAGGUGCAAGAGAAAGCAUUGUCCUGUUCCGUGGACCAGCAGUGGCAUCCCUGGAAGCCAGAACUCCCGGCUUUUCGUAUGUCAGGUGCCCUGACCUCUGGGGCACUCAGACACAGUGCCUUAGUUUUCCAGCCCGUGAAAUGGGCCUCAGGGAUAUGGGGUGGGGUGGGUUGGAGGGGUGGAAUGUGUCUUGUGGGCUAUCUGGUUGGGGUUCAGGAAUAAACAGGACCUCCAAAGGAUGGGUCCUUAUAUGUCA
Budorcas taxicolor (takin) is the source of this 2472-nucleotide messenger RNA. It is a transcript of the gene TYSND1, whose product is annotated as trypsin like peroxisomal matrix peptidase 1. Gene Ontology annotation, biological process: regulation of fatty acid beta-oxidation; protein processing. Gene Ontology annotation, cellular component: peroxisome. The transcript has 4 exons. NCBI's taxonomy places the organism in Eukaryota, Metazoa, Chordata, Mammalia, Artiodactyla, Bovidae. The record is from RefSeq and is a predicted model, not a curated record. Gene Ontology annotation, molecular function: serine-type endopeptidase activity. Bases 27 to 1733 code for a protein of 568 amino acids.